This is a messenger RNA of Leguminivora glycinivorella, 614 nucleotides long. RefSeq names its product cytochrome c oxidase subunit 4 isoform 1, mitochondrial-like. Lineage: Eukaryota; Metazoa; Arthropoda; Insecta; Lepidoptera; Tortricidae. The coding region runs from base 26 to 541 and encodes 171 amino acids. Gene Ontology annotation, biological process: mitochondrial electron transport, cytochrome c to oxygen. The record is from RefSeq and is a predicted model, not a curated record. The transcript has 4 exons.
CAUUAGUCACUUUAGUCAGUCAAAAAUGGCGUUGCUAAAAUCCCGGUUUUCCCCAACCGUCCGGUACGCGAGAGGUGUCACGAAUCGGUGCCGGAUCGGGACCCGGGAUGUGGUGGGGUACGGCCACAAUGGGGGGUACAACUAUAAGGAUGAUCCACAUUUCCCCUUCCCGGCGAUUCGGUUUAAGGAGAACACUAAGGACGUUGUGGCCCUCCGCCAAAAAGAGUGCGGCGACUGGAAGAUGCUCUGUUGCGAGGAGAAGAAGGCGCUAUACCGGGCUUCGUUCUGCCAGACCUUCUCGGAGUUCCAGCACCCCACGCACCAGUGGAAGAUCGUGAUCGGCGCUGGCCUGUUCUUCGUGUCCUGGGUGUUCUGGCAUCAGAUGAUAUACCGACACUUCAUCGCGGAGCCCAACUGGCCGGACUCGUACUCGCUUGAGUCGCAGAUGGCGCAGCUCCGCCGUAUGCUGGAGCUGCGCGUGCAGCCGAUCGACGGCCUGUCCUCGUGGUGGGACUACGACAAUGACUGCUGGAAGAAAUAAGAAGUAAGACUGGAGUACCUACAUAAUGUCCUGUUGUUAUUGAAGUACUAUUUGAUUAUACGUUUCGGACCGA